AUGAGUAAGGUGAUGUGCACGAACCAGCUGGCGGCGGGCGCGUUCGGGAAGGUGUAUCACGGGCUGUACGAGGGCGAUGACGUGGCGGUGAAGCUGCUGAACGUGCCGGCGGACAUGGCGGCCAAGGACCUGGAGGGACUCAAGAGCUCCUUCCUGCAGGAGAUCAAAGUGUGGCACACGCUCUCCCACCCCAACGUCGUGCAGUUCAUAGGCGCGUCGCUUAACGCGGGGAACAUCCGCGCGCCGAGCGACGCGAAGCCGCCUCCGGGGCAGCCGCUGUGGGCGAUCGUGACGGAGUACAUGGGCGGGGGCACGCUGCGCGGGUACCUCGCCCGCCGCGGCAAGCUUCCGCCCAAAGAGAGCGUCCGCCUCGCGCUGCACAUCGCGCGCGGCCUCUGCUACCUGCAUGCGCGCGACGUGGUGCAUCGCGACCUCAAGUCCGACAACCUGCUGCUGGACCACAAAGGGGCGGUCAAGAUCGCGGACUUUGGCGUGGCGCGCACGGAGGCCAAGAACCCCAACGACAUGACCUGUGAAACCGGCACCGUGCGCUGGAUGGCGCCCGAGGUGAGGCGGGGAGGGGGAGUAGUCAGAGGUGCGCUGGAUGGCGCCCGAGGAGAGGCGCGCACGGAGGCCAAGAACCCCAACGACAUGACCUGCGAGACCGGCACCGUGCGAUGGAUGGCGCCCGAGGUGAGGUGGAUGGCGCCUGAGGUGAGCUGGAUGGCGCCUGAGGUGAUAGACCACAAGCCGUACACGCGCAAGGUGGACGUGUACAGUUUUGGCAUCGUGCUGUGGGAGUUGGUCACCAGCGAGCUGCCCUUCAAGGGCCUCACCUUCAUCCAACUCGCCUUCAACGUCGUCAACAAGAACAUGCGACCGGAGGUGCCAGCGGGGUGUGAGCCGGAGCUAGCAGCGUUGAUGCAGGAGUGUUGGGAUGCGGAGGCGGACAAGCGCCCCGAGUUCACGCAGGUGGUGGCGCGCCUGGAGGCACUGCAGCACCGCCUGGGCGGCACCAUGGACGCUCAGGGUGGGUGCUGCACGCUGCUCUGA
Messenger RNA from Closterium sp. Yama58-4, 1053 nucleotides. NCBI's taxonomy places the organism in Eukaryota, Viridiplantae, Streptophyta, Zygnematophyceae, Desmidiales, Closteriaceae. The record is from the annotation of a GenBank genome assembly.